AGCCUCUUCCCACAAGUUCUCGCCAAACUAAACAUUUAAUUUCAAAAUGACAAACGCUGUGUCAGUAACAACUAACGAGAACUGCCCAGUUGGCCAAAACAUUGGAUCCAACAAAAAUACGAUGUCGCCCACUGAAAUAUCCAUUGAGCAAUUGCCGAAUCUCGCAUCGAACUGGUCAACUUUUCUUAGAGAUAUUACCAACGAUCGAAAGCUGCGAGCUGAGCGCAUAAAUCGGCAGUCGGAAAAUGUCAUUCAAUUUAUAAAUAGAUUCCCGCUCCUGGAAUCUUCCUGAAAAUCCUGCCAGAGGUGAAAAUAAUAUUAUCACUAAAAACU
This is a messenger RNA of Drosophila santomea, 333 nucleotides long. RefSeq lists its product as uncharacterized. The record is from RefSeq and is a predicted model, not a curated record. The transcript has a single exon. The coding region runs from base 47 to 292 and encodes 81 amino acids. Lineage: Eukaryota; Metazoa; Arthropoda; Insecta; Diptera; Drosophilidae.